GUCGUUUACGUGGUUACUAGGCAGCAGCGCGCUAACGGAGUUCAUUAGGAGAAAAAUACGAUGCUCUGACAAUAAUAAUACAUUUAAGCACAAGCCAAACGUACAAAAUAAUUUAUACGCAGUUUUCUAGUUUCCAAUUUUAUGACCGGAUUUUUCUCAUCUUUAAUACUUAACUGCCGUCCGCAACCCUGGAUUCUUCAAGCGACUUUCAAGAAAAACUGCGGAAGAAACGACGGGCUUUACGAGAAACGUUGGUUAAAAACAAGCCAGAGGAUGACGUUCAGGCUCUGGUUCCCUCUGCCAAGUUGAAUGUGAAGAAGCAACAAACUACAAUGCAGCAAGAAGUUGAAGGCAGUGAUGGAGACCCAGGAGAAACUCUCAAAAGGGCAUUAAGGGCUCAAAGACAGAGGCGAAAAAAGAAGCUGCUCAAGCAGUCUUUAGUUAUGGAUACACAUGACGAUGAAGAUGCAGAGGAGGUUUCCACUAUUCAGGACUACAGUGCAACAUCAGCAGAUAAGACGGAUAUUUUAGUGGUUUCAGCAAAACCUCCAACUGGUUCUCGCAUAGGUUUAAGAACUCAGCCUUUCUCCAGCUCAAAGUACUUAGACACCUUGCAAGAGAAGCUGAGAGCAGCAAGGUCUAAAGUAGAGAAACUUCAGCAGCAGGAGGCUUCUGUACGGCCAGCCAGUCGACUCCAAAGGCUCAGAGACAGAGACUCUGUAACAAGGUUUGGCAGAGAGCAGGUUGAUCCAGUCAGUGCAGAGAGAGAUGAGGACCUUUCAGCUCUUCGUAGCAGGGUCAAGUUCCAGGAGGCUGCCCGAAGAGUAGAAGAAGACCUCCCAUCUGCUGAGGAGGCCUACAAUUUCUUUACAUUCAACUUUGAGUUUGAUCAUCCGAACAAGUCAGAAAAACUUGGUAGAAAAAGACAGAAACAGAGAGAAACCACCGAGGAGGACAGAGGGGAAGCUGAGGUGGAGGGAGAUGCUGAAGGAGAAGAUAAUCAAGAUGAUAAUGUCAUCCAGAGGGAAGAUGCUCCCCUGGUUAGAAAUGGAGAGGAUUUAUUUGUCAUUGAUCAAUCGCUCCAAGACUUCCUGGUAACAAAGAGGACAGAGUAUGUUGGCUAUCAAAAACGUCUUCAACGAGACAGGGAGCUUUUAUUCACACCAAGCUUUCGAACAGUUCCUACCUCUGUUAAGCUGCCUGAAAACACGAAGCCUCGCUUUUUGGAAGAUGAGGGUCUCUAUGUAGGGGAGAGACCCCACGUUUCUCUGACCAAUGAGAACAUCAUGGAAAAUCGCUUUUUGAGAGCAGAGGAGGGAAAGAAGUGGUUUGGAGAUGAUGGUAAGAUCAUGGCUCUGCCUGACCCCAUUAAAGAGUCAUCCACGAGACCCCCUUUGUUUCACAUGGAAGGAGACCUGGAUCCUGCUCUGCAGACUGUGUACAGAAAGGCGCUGAUGUCCAAGUAUGCAGACCCUGAGGGAGACUACCAGCUUGAUGUUGAUAUCUCUGGGCUGAUUUUUUCCCAUCAUCCUCUGUUCAGCCGUGAACAUGUUCUGGCAGCUCGUCUGGCUCUGCUGUAUGAUCAGUACCUCAUCAGGCAGCACAAUAAUCUCACAGGACACCUUUCUGAAAAGCUUAACGGUUUAAGGAAUGCUUUGAGGAACAUGAUGACUGCCCACAGCGAGCAGGGUGUUGUUCAGGCCUUACAUCAGAGGGUUUCAGAGUACAGUUUUGAAGUGAGGAACACUCGGCAGCUGCGAGAUGAAGAGCAGGAGAAAGACAGGACUCUCCUGAAGAACAUGAUUAAAGUUUGGAAGGAGAUUAAGGCCCUGAGAGAGUUUCAGAAGUUUACCAACACACACUAUAAACUCUAUCUCAGAAGAGAGAAUGUGGAUCGGGCAUCAGAUGAGCGUAAGUAUGAAGAGGAAAUCUUGACAGAAGUUUUGGAAUUGGAGGCAGAGAGUGAAGGGGAAUACCAGAAGAAGCUGGCAGAGUACCAUAAGCAGCUGGAUGAGUGGAAGCUCUGGAGAAAGAAACAGAAAGCCAUAAAGAAAAAGAAGAAGAAGAGGAAAAAAGGUCUGGCACAGGAUGACACAGAAGAAGAUGAUCAAGACAUGAAAGGAAGUGAAUCUGAAGGGCCCUUUGAGGAAGGUCCCCUGAAGCCAGAGCCUCCGGAGAAGCCGGACCUUGGUUCCAUAGAGCAGCAGGUGAGAGAAAAAGCCUCAAGGAUACGCAGAAAGGCCGGAGAGGCCAUCCUAAACCCAGAGCUGUCUACAUCAGGAAGCAUCACUGCCACUGAACUCUGCCCCAGGGCUGAAAUAGCUCGAAGAGAAGAUGUUUUGAGGCGUUCACUUUUCAUCAAGAUCCUGUACAAUGACAAGGAAGUUUCCAGAACAGGCAGCUGUUUCCUGAAUGCUGACUUCAGGGUGCACUUUGGACAGAUUUUCAAUCUCAAGAUCCUUAACUGUCCCCAAAGCAUUAUUCUGCAGGUGUUUGAGGAGACUGGGUCCUCCUGCUCUCUCCUGGCUCAGGUCUUUGGGCCAGUACCAGAUCCUUCGGUUGUUACAGGCAGUGCCCCUAUUGAGAAGUUUGAGUUUAGCAGCAACCAAAGAGUAAUGUUUGACCAUGAGGGAGUUGGAAGUGAUGUGCCCAUCUCAUUUGAGCCUGAUGGGAGCAACAAAGUGAUCCUGCUGACCUCUGGGCAGCUAUGGUGCUGCGUGUCCUGGGGGGUCGGAGAAGCCAACACACCACUUGCACCUCCUGCUUCCCAACAGCCUGGUGGUGUACGCAGGUGUUUGGGCCAUCUUGAUGCUGUCACAUGUAUUGGGGCGUCUGGGCUAUAUGACAUGAAAAAAAUCAACGAGUGGGCCACACAAUCACGACUGGACCCCAAUGAUCCAAAAAACGCCUCCAUCAUGCAGCUGCUACAAGUGGCCAGCAGUGGAGAGGUAACAGCUCCAGAGUACUUUCGCCUGGAACAUUUGCAGGAAGAGUUUAAUUUUGUGACCAAGGAAGAGAUGGAAAAAUCUAAAAGAUUUUGCCUGCUCACGCUGAGGAACCAAGAAGUUUCAGAGUUUCGCAAUUACAAAUUUGUGCCUGCUUUCGAGAGUGAGAUCUCUGAUAAGGUGUUACAGGAAUAUGAAAAAAGAAUCAAAGAAGCAGAGAUAAUUGACACCAAAGAGCAUUUGGAUCCACACAGAGCUUUGGUGACCAAAUACCUUCAAAAAAAACAAGAAUCCGUCAUCAACAGACACAUUCUUGCUAAACAUCACUACCAACUAUCUGAGUUGGUGGUUGAAGAGGAAAUACCGCACAUCGGGAUUCUGGGAAUCAACCUGUUUAAGUUAACUGAACCCAAACGACCGCUAAAACCACAGAGAAAUGAAAGAAAGAAGGUGACAACUCAGAAUCUGUCUGAUGGAGACAUCAAGCUGCUCAUUAAUGUCAUCCGGGCUCAUGACAUCCCAAUCCGCAAACCUCAGAGCAAUAAACCACCAGGACAGUUUUCUCAGAGCGCCACCCAGGGCAGUGAUUGGUGCCUCAGUCAGGUACAAGUCAGGCCAUUUGUAGAAGUUUCCUUUCAGCGCACAGUGCUUCAAACAACCACAGCUGAUGGACCGAACCCAAGCUGGAAUGAGGAGCUGCAACUGCCAUUCAGUGCACCAAAUGGUGACUACAGCACCACCAGCCUGCAGUCUGUCAAAGAUGAAGUGUUCAUCAACAUAUUUGAUGAAGUGGUUUAUGAAAUUGGAACAAACACCAAAGAGCGAGGGUCAUCUAUUCACAUGCAAAUAGAGAAGCACUGGUUAGGCUCAGUCAAGAUUCCUUUUAGCACAAUUUUCUCUCAGUCCAAGAUUGAUGGAGCUUUCAAAGUGAAUACUCCAGCCGUGCUGUUGGGGUACAGCAAGGAGCUAGGCAGUUACAGUGUUUAUGAUAAUUUCCGGAAACCCAGUGAGGGAACAUUUAUCAGACUCUUCAUCACUGUUGAACCUCAGCUUGUGCCUGGAGAGUCGAUUAGAGAGAAGUUUGAGAGUCAAGAGGAUGAGCAAUUACUGCAGGCCUCAGAGGCAUUUGAGAGGGAUGCAGCUCAAGGCUACCCAGAUCGGCCCUGCAUCACCACAGUCAUAGACCUCAAUGGGAAGACGGUUUUCAUCACUCGCUUUAUCCGUCCACUCAAGCCCCCACAGGAGUUCCUUGAUGCAUUUCCUAAUAACCACCAGGAAGCCACGACACUGGUUGCUCGAUUCGUCUCCCUCAUCCCAUCUCUGCCAGACCAGGUUUCAUUCUCUGGGACCUGUGAUUUGUGGAGCACCUGCGACCAAUUCCUUACUCUGCUAGCAGGAGAUGAGGAAGAACAUGCUGUGCUGUUGUGCAACUACUUUCUAUAUUUGGGCAAGAAAGCCUGGCUUAUUAUUGGUACAGCCAUACCAGAGGGACCCACGGCAUAUGUUCUAACCCAUGAACCAAGUGGCUACUUUAUUUGGAACCCCACCUGCGGCCAGUGUUAUGAGAGGGAUGACCCCUUCUGCCCCCUCCAAACAGUGGGCUGCUUGGUUAAUUCUGAUAAUGUUUGGUUCAACGUUCAGCAAAAAACGUCACCGCUAAACAUCAGUUUAGACAUCACAAAAAGCAAUCUGUGGAAACCAUUUUUUUCCCGCUUCUCCCAUCCAGGGCUGUUUAGCGUGCAGCCCGAGGAGCUGGUGUACCGUCAUGCAGACAAAGCAGCUGCUGUGGAACUUCAGGACAGAAUCGAGAAGAUUCUGAAGGAAAAGAUCAUGAACUGGCGCCCUCGUAACCCAACUCGCUGGAAUCGAUACUGCAACACCAUUUUAAAACAAUUCCUGCCCAAACUGGAACUGAGCAGAGGGCAGGAAGUGACCGAGGGCCAUCGCCACGAGCUGCAGAGCCUGCUGGGAGAUUACAGGAUUGUGGGAUUCCCUUUGCAUAUGGCAUUCUCAGAGAUUCAGCCCAUCGUAGAGGUGGUGUACAGCACCGGAGUUCACAGCAUUCAGUCAUCUAAUGUUGAAUUUGCUCUGGCUGUAUAUGUUCAUCCUUACCCCAACAACGUGCUGUCUGUCUGGGUGUACCUGGCCUCACUCACUAACAUGUAAGGCAGCCCAGCUUAUAACGUCACUACUGCCCAUCAACUUCUUUCACAAUUUUUUUUGAAAAUUUUACUUUUCAUAAACAAAAAAUAAUUGCAUCUAUACAGCAAAGUUUUAUCGUGCGACAUAUCACUAGUCAGUACUUAUGACACCUGCUUUGUUAAAUUAAUGUAAAUGUC
Messenger RNA from Nematolebias whitei (Rio pearlfish), 5284 nucleotides. It is a transcript of the gene cc2d2a, whose product is annotated as coiled-coil and C2 domain containing 2A. NCBI's taxonomy places the organism in Eukaryota, Metazoa, Chordata, Actinopteri, Cyprinodontiformes, Rivulidae. The record is from RefSeq and is a predicted model, not a curated record. The coding region runs from base 333 to 5111 and encodes 1592 amino acids. The transcript is spliced from 38 exons. Gene Ontology annotation, biological process: protein localization to ciliary transition zone; non-motile cilium assembly. Gene Ontology annotation, cellular component: ciliary transition zone.